AUGUUGAUGUCAAAUUAUAAACAAUUAUAUAAAUAUAUUGAAAAUUGGUUAAAAUUAAAACCUGAAAAUAUAGAUGAAAAAACAUGUCAAUUAAGCUUUUAUAUAGAUUGUAUGAAAGUAUAUUAUGGAUUAACCAAUGAUAAAUUAAAAUAUUGUGAUAAUUUUCAUGGUACUGUAUUCAAACAUUUAUUUGAACGUUUAAUUCCUGAUUUUUGUUUAAUUGACAAUUAUAAUUCAAAUCUUAAAUCAAAAGAAAGUGGUCUUGAUUUAGAAUUCUUACCAUGUCAUAUAGUGUCGAUUCUUGAAAUAAAGAAAAAAAUGAAAACUGAUGAUAUUGGUCAACUUAUACAUUAUCUACAAAUAGUUUUGGAUUAUUCUCCAUCAUGUCGUAAAUUUAUAAUAGGUGCAAUAACCGAUUUUCAAGACAUUAGAUUUGGAAAAGUUUCAAGAACAAAUAAUGAUUAUGAGUUUUUAUAUGAAGCAUCAAUAUGUGUCACUGAAGAUAAAGAGAAAUAUUUAUUAAAUUAUUUAACAACAUUUUUUACAAUAGAUUCAUCACAACUCGGUUUUAAACGAUUAGAACUAUUUCCUAAAGGUAUUCUUAUUCAUAAUCAACUCUUAGGAAUUGGUGCUAAUUCACUCGUAUUUAAUUGUUUAACUAAUCCAGAUGAUAAAAACAAUGAAUAUACUUUAAAAAUAAGUAACAAAUCAGUUGAUAGAGAAGUAUUUAUUUAUAAAAAAUUGUAUGGUGAUAAAUACAAAAUUGAAAAAGUUUCUGAAUAUAUUUUCUUAUUUCUUCAUGCACCUGGUAAAAUGAUAUCGAAAGAAAAUUUAUUAAAUCGUAUUGAUACCGUAUGGACACAAAUUAAACAAGCACAUCGAUAUAAAAUCUUACAUCGUGAUAUUCGAAAAUCUAAUAUUAUAGAAAUAUGGAAUCAUCAAAAUGCAAGUACUGAUAUAUUAUUAAUCGAUUGGGAAAGUUCAGUUGAAAUUGGUUUUUCUGGACAAUAUCGUGGAACAUUAUCAACUGCGUCAAAAUUUAUCCUCAAUGAAUUAAUAAACAAAAGAUAUGAUAAUAUUCAAUGUUUGCCAAUUGAUGAUUGCAUCUCAUUCAUGAAAAUGAUUCUUUUAGAAAUAAUUCCAGAAAUAUAUCCAAAAGCAAUUUCAUUACAAGUAAAGAAUGGUUCAUAUUCUGGUAUUAACGUUAUUUAUGAAGAAAUAUAUGACAAGUAUGAAAAUAAACAAUUAAUUCUAUUAAAAAUAAUAACAUUUUUGGAAACUGAAGCAUAUCGUUCAACUUUAAAAUGUGAUAUGUUACAUUCUUAUAUUGAUCAAUGUAUACAAAGAAAAUAUUGUUUAUGUCAAGUGGAAAAUUCACAAUUAGAUAUUGAUUAUUUUGAUCAAUUAGAAAAAGAUUUAUUGUCAUCUUGA
Rotaria sp. Silwood1 is the source of this 1431-nucleotide messenger RNA. NCBI's taxonomy places the organism in Eukaryota, Metazoa, Rotifera, Eurotatoria, Philodinida, Philodinidae. The record is from the annotation of a GenBank genome assembly.